AGCCAAACCAUUCUACGUACGUGGUCCAAACUUAUUUCACCCAACAGUAACCAACGCUACCUUACCUUAUAUUCCUUACUCUCUCUAUCUGUCUAAAUUCUUUUUCAAAUAUGCUCAAAAUCUCUGCUUCUUUCUCACGAAAAUGUCUACAAAAUUUCAAGGAAACUCUUAUUUCAUCAACGAGUGCAGUUGUUUUCUUAUUCCUUGACUUCGUCGACGUUGUUUUUUGCGUAUUCUUCAGAUUGAUAGAUGAAUUCUUGGAAGGUAAAAGGUCACAAUGUUACUGUUUCAUAGAAAAAGAAGAAGAAAAAAGUGUUACUACUGAUAUUGAUGGAGAGAAUGAAUUGUCAGAGACUCUUUAUAAACGGAGAAAUGUAUUUAGGGAAAUGGGAUUUCUCAGAAAUUGUAGUAGGAAGAAAGAAUGGAGAAAAGUAAACGAAAAUGUGAGAUGGUCUGAUUGUGGUUGUAAAAAUUGUGUUUCAUGGAUGAGUAAUGAAGCAGAAUUGAAGCUUCAUGUUGUUAUCAAAGAACCAGACCGAGCUAGCUUACAGGAUUUCAAAGGCAAGAAGGCAGAAAAUAUAGUAUUUUUACAUGGUUUUAUCUCAUCUUCCUCAUUCUGGACAGAAACAGUUUUCCCAAAUCUCUCUGAAGAUGCAAAGCAGAAAUACAGAUUGUUUGCAGUUGACUUAUUGGGGUUUGGAAAAAGUCCAAAACCAAACAAUUGCUUGUACACACUUAAAGAUCAUAUAGAAAUGAUUGAAAGAUCAGUGAUUCAUCCAUUUGAGUUGAAUUCAUUUCAUUUAGUUGCACAUUCAAUGGGCUGUGUGCUAGCAUUAGCAUUAGCUGCAAAAUUUCCUAACUCAGUCAAAUCAAUCACCUUAAUAGCUCCGCCUUAUUUCACUUCAGCAAAGGAGGAUGCUAGUUUAAUAGCACUUAACAGACUUGCAGAGAGACGAUUGUGGCCACCUUUGUUAUUUGGUUCAUCAAUUAUGUCUUGGUAUGAACACUUGGGCAGAUGUGUAUGUUACAUCAUCUGCAAAAACCACAGAAUGUGGGAAGGAAUUCUGAAGUUACUAACUUGGAAUAGGAACCUACAUUUUAUGGCAAUUGACUUGACAAGGCACACUCAUCAUUCAGCUUGGCAUACUAUGCAUAAUGUGAUAUGUGGGGGAGCAAAAUUUAUGGAUAAAUAUUUGGAAACUCUAAGUAUAGCCAAAGUGAAAAUCAAUGUUACACAGGGUAGUAGGGAUCAAGUAGUGCCAUUGGAAUGCAGUAACAAUGUAAAGAUGAAAGUGCCAAAUGCAGAGGUAAAAAUAGUUGCAAAUGCAGAUCAUAGUUCUGUAGUCAUAGGUAGAGAAAAAGAUUUAUGUAAUGAUUUAGAGAAGUUUUGGGUGUCAAUCAACAAGAGGGAAGAUGAGGAUAUGCAUAUCAGAAAUGGGAAUUUAACUUAGUUUUUGAUUGUUUAAGAUACAAUUUCUCCUUUUGUAAGACAUUCUAUAUUGUCAAACUAAAAAUGAGUAUAAUUUCCACAUAUUCAAUCCA
Nicotiana tabacum (common tobacco) is the source of this 1542-nucleotide messenger RNA. Its product is annotated as putative lysophospholipase BODYGUARD 4. The record is from RefSeq and is a predicted model, not a curated record. NCBI's taxonomy places the organism in Eukaryota, Viridiplantae, Streptophyta, Magnoliopsida, Solanales, Solanaceae.